CUUUGAUAUCUGCCGGCUGCUGCACCUAUUCCUGUCAGAGUGUAAAGCUUUGGGACAGUGUUGAUGCCUCCAGACCAGGACAUGCCUCAUGAUCCAAUACUGCUCUAACAACGCUGACAACACUGACCAAUGUUGGGAAACUGGUUGGAAUCAAGCGGUAUAAAACAAGGAAGUGAAGAAUGAAACAUUACUACAAAGGGUUAAAACUCUGGAAACAUACAUGCUGCCCUGUCUCCUGUUGCUGCUAAUGCUACUAUGCAUUUCCAAUAGAUAAUACUGAAUGUCAUUCAUUGGACGGGUGAGGACUUAUCCCUCUGUUGCCAAAAGGAAUAUAAGGAAAAAACUAAAGCUGCUCAAAAUCUUUGUUGCCAAUAGUAUGGUUCUACCUCUUUUGAAAGACAGCGUCUCCAUAGAAACUUGAUACAAGAAACUUCUGAUGUAACACUGAAUGUUAAAAAGCCUUUAUAAUGAUACCAGUCUAAUUUUGGACAAAAUAUACAUGGAAAGCACAAACUUUAAUUCAAAAUUUAUUUUCGUAAGGUUAUUUCUAUUGGCCAUCAUUUCAAGUAGUUUGGAUAAUUUUGUCCUUAAACAAGAGGUUACUGAGAUAUUGAUACAGCAAGUUUAAAAAGGGCAGACAGUGUAAGGACAGGUGAGUUGUAAGUGUGGAUCAGUGCAAAGCUCCAUUUUAAAUCAACAAAAAAAAUUGUUUAGCAAGAGCUUCUUGGUACGUCAAUCAAUCUAUACAUUUUGUAGCUUGUAACAGACCCUUAGGUACAGACUGCAGAAAUUCCUGACAUCACCCCUUAAAUAAAAAUUACAUUUUAUACAAAUGUAACAUUAAGAGACUACAUAAAUUAUUUUAAUGUUCAUUAACCAAUCAGUUGGAUAAUAUUAAAAUCAAAUAUGAAGGAUCACUUCUUUUCCUAACUAUUAUUUUAUCUUUUGUACAACUUAAAGAGGCAAAUACCUUUUAAACAAAAUUCUACGAUUUUCUGUAAUCAAUGUAUUGAUUAUAAUUAGCCACAUUUUCAGGUUUGGGCACUAAGGGCAGUUUGUAUCUAUCCGGCUGUAGCCUGUGAGCAGACAGCGUGGACUACAAACAAAAACAUUUAAUCAAAACAAAUCUUCAGGGUUAACCCGGGGUUUCCCGUAGCGCUAUCUUGGCGAGGCGGCUGCCUCGCCAAACUCACACUACCGCCUUGCCAACAUUC
Fundulus heteroclitus (mummichog) is the source of this 1214-nucleotide messenger RNA. RefSeq names its product coiled-coil domain-containing protein 85A. NCBI's taxonomy places the organism in Eukaryota, Metazoa, Chordata, Actinopteri, Cyprinodontiformes, Fundulidae. The record is from RefSeq and is a predicted model, not a curated record.